Molecule: messenger RNA, 2747 nt
Organism: Tachysurus vachellii
Lineage: Eukaryota; Metazoa; Chordata; Actinopteri; Siluriformes; Bagridae
Product: ran-binding protein 3-like
Exons: 14
Coding region: 210-1604 (464 amino acids)
Biological process (GO): protein export from nucleus
Cellular component (GO): cytoplasm; nuclear pore
Molecular function (GO): GTPase activator activity
Source: RefSeq, a predicted model, not a curated record
CGCGCGCGCGACGUGCGAAUCCGUUCACAUUGUGGCGCAGGAUGUUCGCCGGUGUUCUGUCGUAACUGUCGGUGGAUCGACCUGCCAGUGUUCAACACUCCGACGUUUGCGAAAGAGCCUUUUACACUUUGAUUGUUAUUACUGGUACAGACGUUCUGGUGCGUGGUACAGGCGCGCCUGAACUUGUGAGCGCGCUGACACGGAGUGUUAUGAGACCGUUUCCUCAUGCAGAGUGUCCGGGGAUCAUGUCUCUGUCUGCGGACCGCUCGGCACACGCACAUUCGCCCUCCGACGGCGCGCGCGGAUCCGUGACAUCUACCGUCGCGCGCCGUCUCCAACCGGACACUGCGCACGCGCCACCAAAGGAUAAACCCAUACUUGCUGCUCCGAUGUUCGUCUUUCAGAGGAUGACAUCUGCAAUGAAGAGGACAGCAGAGGAAGAUGGGAAUGGAGCACAUGUGAACAAACGCAUCAGAUUGCUCACCUAUCCUUCUUCUAACAGUCGGAACAAAAAGGAACCCUGUGGCUUUAGCAAACGUGUACGUUCAAGUUCUCUAUCCUUCCCACCGCCUUUACAGGUCCCCAGAUCAAACGUGUUUGUGUCAUCCACCUUGCACAAUCCGAACCAAGUAUCUUCCCCUGCACCAUCCCUAGGCGGCAAGAUAAAGAAUACACUGUUAAGACCGGCUUCGAUGGUGGCACCUCACAGCCAUGAUGUGUCUUGUAUUGAACAGGUCGGCCUUAAUGCAGAUGGAAAGCUCUCUAGGGUUACGAUUGAGCUCCAGUCCUCAGCCAGUGCCCUGGACCAGCGGAUGUUACCGCAAAUGAGCAGAAAUCUCUCACAGACUAAUUCUGCUGUCACGGAAAACGCCCAGUUUGUGUUUGGGGAGAAUAUGAGUGAGAGGGUACUGAGUCCACCUCGUAGUGAGGACAAGUCUGAAACGGACUGCAGCUCGAGUGACUCGGAUUCCUCCUGCACAGAAGUCGCUAACACAAUGACUGAAAACAACACACUAUGGGAAUCCGCUGCUGCCCACACGGCCGCCUCCAGGAGACGUUGUCUGCUCAAACAAGUGCAGAUCUUCACAGGAGAGGAGAACGAGAGCAACGUCGUCCAGCUGAUGUGCAAACUGUUCGUUUUGGAGAGGGGAACCCAGUCAUGGAGUGAGAGAGGGAGAGGGUUCUUACGACUGAACGACUUGCAGACUAAGUAUAAGGGAUGUUUGCAGUCAAGGAUGGUGAUGAGGCACCAGGGCAGUCUGAAACUGAUCCUGAACACUAAGUUGUACCCGCACACACACCUGCGGCGCCCGGCACGGAGGAACCUACAGGUGACAGCCACUGACCUGGAGACCCACAGUGUACGUGUGUUCUUGGUCCAGGCCAGUGCCCGAGACAUUGCCCGCCUUUAUGUGGCUAUUCAUCACAGACUGGUGGCACUUCGCUGCAGUACUGCAAUGUUCAGGGACUGUGAUGGACACUGCAGCAGCGAGGAGGACAACGACAAUAAGGAGGAGAAGGCUAACAAGGAGGCGGUCUUAAUCACACACACCAGAUCUGGGGAUUGUAAUUGGAGGAACAGUCAUUCCAGACUCCAUCCAUGAACGUCCCACUCAGCCUUGUGCCUGACAAAGAUUCCCAUCAUGCUUCUAAUAUCAGACAUUUUAUGAAUAUCCAGAUCUUCUGUAUUUCAGCAGUACGGAGGUUUUUGUUGUGUAGCUGUGUGAAAUUUCUGUACAGUAUUAAACUCUGCUUUUUACCAAGAUCAGUUCUCAGGUUGUAGACAGUGAUGCAAUAUACAUUUUUAACAAUCUUUUUAAAUAAAAAAAGAAAAAAAAAAGAAAAAGAAAAGAACCAGGCACAAUCAUGUUUAUUUUGUUCCACCUUCAGAUAGAUAGAUCAUUUAGGCCUGACCAGAACAUUUCUUCAGAACAUAAUUUCACUUUUAUUUCGGUUAUUUUUCCCAAUAGAGCAGUAGAGUUCUUUUUGCCAGAAAUCUGCACCAUUAAGGUUUCAGAAGAUCAUACAAGACCGAAUUUGAGCUCUUUGGUGAUGGAUUAAGAUUAAACGAGGAUUUAUUAGCUGAUUGUAAACAUACUUAGUUGUACCUUUACGUUCACACUAAACCUUCACAAGUUUAGAAACUCUUUUGGAUAACUGCGAAACGUCUGGAUCAUGAUAUUUCUAUGCAAACCUUAAAAGCAAAUCCAGAGAGAAUGUAAAAUGGGCCAAUUUUGGGACUACUACUACUCUUAUUAUUAUUAUUAUUUUUUAUUCUCUGAUUUCUUCCAUAUCACUUUGUCAAGGGGAUAAAUGAGCUAUGCUUUCUGUUAUUGAAAAAAUUAUUGGUGCUUGUCUGUGCCAAUUAUUUAUAAUGUGAUUGACAGAUCUCUGUGCUCUAUUAACAAAGGAUUUCUGUUUUCAUUCUACCUCAUGAACAGUAUUGUAAACCUGAUCUCGUCUUCUGCACUGUUUUGGUCCUAUGAAGAGCCGGUCAUGUUAAGAAAAGCUUACUACCUGAAACCAGUGUUUGUAUUUUAUUCUCUAUUUCAACCCUGAAGGUUUAAAGGAGAAAUUCAAAUAGUGUCUACAGCCACAAUUCUGUCUGUGAAUUGCAUUUUUAUUGGAAAAUCUGCAAAAACUGAUGUUAUUUACUACCUAUUAUACUUAAACAUUAAGAAGAGCAUUUAAUUAAGAGUUGUAUUUUUUUAUAUGUAUUUAACUGAUUAAAUACCUAAUUUUAAGUA